This is a messenger RNA of Culex pipiens pallens (northern house mosquito), 4132 nucleotides long. It is a transcript of the gene Glut1, whose product is annotated as glucose transporter type 1. The record is from RefSeq and is a predicted model, not a curated record. Gene Ontology annotation, cellular component: membrane. NCBI's taxonomy places the organism in Eukaryota, Metazoa, Arthropoda, Insecta, Diptera, Culicidae. The coding region runs from base 921 to 3878 and encodes 985 amino acids. Gene Ontology annotation, molecular function: hexose transmembrane transporter activity. The transcript has 21 exons. Gene Ontology annotation, biological process: monosaccharide transmembrane transport.
CAGUUUCGCUCCAACUGCGACUCCAAGUAGGUCUGAUCUUCGGCCGUGUUGUUGUCGGCGGGUGCGUUUAGUAGUGCACGUGUCGUGGUUUAAAACACGCGCGAUCGCAUGCAGCUGCUAGUGUGUGCGUGAGUUUGCGUGGUAAAAUUUGGCGAAACUAAAUAAUUUCGCAACGAUUUGUUUUGCUCCGAAUUCGCGAUCGCGGUUGGGACAGGUUUAUUUUUGUGGUGGAAUAGUUGUGAUUAUUUUGAUUAAAAUUUAAUUAGUUUUAGGAAAGUUGUUCUAUACUAGAUUUGUAUUUAAUGUGAUGUUUGUAAUACUCUAUUGAGAAGAAUUUAUUGUUUUCUGUUUUCUUAAAACAGAAAAGUUUUAUGAGGCUUAAUUUAAGUUACAUUUGAUGACAAUGUUUGUCACAUCUGAAUCAAGUUUUGUGUGAGUUCUAUUCGAGUGUUAAUCUGGAACGAACAUUCCAGAAGUGUUUUGUGUUAUUCAUCAAUUUUAAGAUUCUUGCCGCUGACUUGUGGAAAGUGAAAACCGGUCAUCAAAUCAGGAUCAACUCGUCGUUCAUCAUCAACGCAGUAAUCAAACAACAGAACACUGACGUGUGGUGCUAGUGAAAGUGUCGCGUAGAAUUUUUCCCCGGAAAAGUAGUGGAAUUGAAAGUGACUCAAUGAGCACCGUUUUGUGAGGGAGGAUAUUCGAAGUUAAACAGUGGAAGAAAAACACAAAGUUUGGAAUGGUGCGGUAGCCCGAUAAAGUGUCGAUAAAUCGUUCAGAGGGUUGUGUAGCAUCUUCGUUCGUUGCCAAGACGAUCAAACGAACGAGACGUCCACCAUCAGCAGGAGCAGCGGAGUACUUUCAUCCUUCCAGUGCAUGCUCGAAAUGGCUGGUCUGCCAAUUAAGCCGGCCGUCUCCAUGUUAUGGCGGCAUACGGUGACCCUUCGAUGAUCUCUCCUCCGUCUUCCAUCUCAAACGGCCCGGAGCCCCAGUUACCGCCGUUACCACCACCGUUACGCUCGACGCAAGUGUUACAGCCCCUGUCCGUGUACCCAGUGUCAGCCUUGAGUCAGGAAGCGACGUAUGAUUAUGUCUUUGGGGGGCCCCUGGACUCGCAUGCCCUGUCAUCUACGCUUAAGCUGACCUCGCCGCCCAUACGACUGCGCUCGGACGUGUACCGUUCCCAAUCGCUCGACUCGCAGCGCAGCAGUGGCGUAGACGAUGGACGUUCGUCGUCCGCCCAGCAGCAGCACUCACAGCAUCACCAUCACUCACUGCAGCACUCGCAGCAUUCGUCGUCGCAGCAUCAGUACUCGCAUCAGCCCAGCUGCCACUCCCAGUCGCAGUCCCGUGCCAGCUCCCUCAAGCGGUCCUCGUCGCGGUACAUAAACUGCAACGACGGCACCGCCUCGAUUGGCUCCCGGAAGAGCAACCGAAGCGAUGGGGAGGACGAGGACUCCUUGCGUCAAUUGCUUAUCGAACUGCAGAAGCAGGUCAGCGUGAUGAGUAUGAACCUUUCGGCGAAGCUGGACGAUCUGCAGCGGGGUGACCGGCACCUGGAGACGACGGUCGCCCUCUGCGAGAUCCGGACGCAGCUGCAGGAGCUCACCAAGUCGGUGGAGAGCUGCCAGUCCGAGGUGUCGGAGGUGAAACGUGAUAUGGUACAAAUCAAGCACGAGCUCGAUACGGUGCAACAGGUGAAGGAGGAAAUCGAAGAGCUGCGGGAGUACGUGGACCGGCUCGAGGAGCACACACACCGCCGGAAGUUGCGCCUGCUGGAGCAAGGACUGACGUUCUUCCUGACGUACGCGAUCUUCGCGGCCGUCCUCGGGAUGCUGCAGUUCGGGUACAACACGGGCGUGAUCAACGCGCCCGAGGUCAACAUCGAGAACUUCAUGAAGGACGUGUACAAGGACCGGUACGGCGAGGACAUCAGCGAGGAGUUCAUCCAGCAGCUGUACUCGGUCGCGGUGUCGAUCUUCGCGAUCGGCGGCAUGCUCGGCGGCUUCAGCGGCGGCUGGAUGGCGAACCGGUUCGGGAGGAAAGGUGGCCUGCUGAUGAACAACGUGCUCGGCAUCACGGGCGCGUGCCUGAUGGGAUUCACAAAGAUGAGUCAUUCCUAUGAAAUUCUAUUCCUCGGACGAUUUAUAAUUGGUGUCAAUUGUGGCUUAAACACAUCAUUAGUACCAAUGUAUAUAUCUGAAAUUGCUCCAUUAAAUUUAAGAGGUGGUUUAGGUACCGUUAACCAAUUGGCUGUGACCGUAGGAUUAUUAUUAUCACAAGUACUGGGUAUAGAACAAAUUUUAGGAACUAAUGAUGGCUGGCCCGUGCUGUUAGGGUUGGCCAUCUGUCCAGCUAUACUGCAAUUACUACUCUUACCUAUUUGUCCCGAAUCACCUAGAUAUUUACUAAUUACAAAGCAGUGGGAAGAGGAGGCGCGAAAGGCUCUCCGGAGGCUCCGGGCGUCCAACCAGGUCGAGGAGGACAUCGAGGAGAUGCGGGCCGAGGAGCGGGCCCAGCAGUCGGAGAGCAGCAUAUCGACCAUCGAACUGAUAUGCUCGCCGACGCUGCGGGCGCCCCUCAUGAUUGGAAUUGUGAUGCAGCUGAGCCAGCAGUUUAGUGGAAUUAAUGCCGUAUUCUACUACUCGACGUCGCUCUUCAUGAGCUCGGGCCUGACGGAGGAGAGUGCUAAAUUUGCCACAAUAGGAAUCGGUGCAAUAAUGGUUGUGAUGACACUCGUAUCAAUACCACUAAUGGAUAGAACCGGUCGACGGACGCUGCAUUUAUACGGAUUAGGCGGAAUGUUUAUAUUUUCAAUAUUCAUAACGAUAUCGUUUUUAAUAAAGGAGUUUUUUGGUUACGUGCAGGAAAUGAUCGACUGGAUGUCCUACCUGUCGGUGGUGUCAACGCUGGCGUUCGUCGUGUUCUUCGCCGUCGGGCCGGGCUCGAUCCCGUGGAUGAUCACUGCCGAGCUGUUCAGCCAGGGGCCGCGGCCGAGCGCGAUGGCCAUCGCGGUGCUCGUCAACUGGAUGGCGAACUUCGUCGUUGGAAUUGGUUUCCCAAGUUUAAAGACUGCCUUGGAAAAUUAUACAUUCCUACCGUUUAGUGUAUUUUUAGCAAUAUUUUGGAUAUUUACAUAUAAAAAGGUUCCUGAGACCAAAAACAAAACAUUCGAAGAAAUUUUAGCACUAUUUAGGCACGGGAAUGGAAGAAACCUUCGUGAAAGUAGACUGUACGGGAGUAUGCUAAACUGCGUAAAUAAUCUGGAGCCGCAAAGUAUGAACUCGGGCAUCGAACGGGCCGCGCUGAUGAUCUCCGAGGAAAAGACCCAGCACGACUCACUGUACAGAACGGGCACCCUGGACGGCGAAAUGGGUCCAUAUCCGGUUGGAACGGCCACGCUGGACGGUGAAAUGGGCCCGUACCCGGUCGGGGACGCGCUGUUCGGAACGGCCACCCUGGACGGUGAGAUGGGACCCUACCCGGUCGGGGACAAACUGUUCGGGGCCACCAUGGACGGCGAAAUGGGCCCGUAUCCGGUCGGGGACAGCACCAACCUGCUGGGCUAUGCCAUGUCGUACGGUGCGAGCGACGCCCUGACCUCGCUGGGCGGUUCCGGUCGGAACUACGGCACGACGGGACCAACGACCAUCAACACCGCGACCAGUACAACUUGCUCACCGAUGCCAAACCGGCGGACGGCCGCUUCGGGCCGGGGCCGGCGAAGAGAUUUGGGGCGGGCACCGGCGGAAGGGGCGCCCGACGGUCAGGAGCAAAGCUACCAGCACCAGCAGCAUGGCCAACAGCAGGGUGUAGCCAGUCGGGACAGCUUCCGGAGGCAUUCCGCCCACGGGAGGAUAGUGUGCUCAGCGGGUCCUUAAAAGGGUCUCGUUUUCUACUAAAAACACCACAACCCACUACUCGGCCAACACCACCAUCUCUCUCACUAGAGUCCUGCGUUUUUCCUAACCAAACCAAACCAAAAUGGGAGGAAAACAGCUGCUUCAGAGCGUUGUUCCGGAGACGCCACAAGAAAUACUCAAAUGCGAACUGCUACCUGUGCGCCUCAUCACCAUCAUCAGCAAGUACCUGUCUGCCAGAACACAGGGCCUUGACUGAAGAGCACCGCCUCGAC